GUUUCGUUAAUCACCACAAAGAUUAGUAAAUAGCGUAUUUUAAACAACAAGUCAUAAAAUAAUUUGUAAAACGACUGCAUCCAAAAUGCAGCCGACCCUAUGUGAGCAAUGUGGAGUUUUGCUUCUAUAGAAUUAGCCCUGUUAGCUUACAUCGGAUGAAAGCUUUCUAAAGCUUCCCUAUUCAUUUCGCCAUGAGCUAAGCAGACAGAGAUUAGGUGAUCAUCGGUGGUCAUGGAUCGCGACGAGGAGAAGCUUGCAAGUCAGCUGUGCGCUGCGGUGAGCGAUGGGGAUCCCAGAAAUGUGCAGCUGUUCCUUUCCAAGGGUGCAAGCCCUAACCUGGUGGGCAGUGAAGGUGUGGCUGCAAUACACUUGGCAGUUGGUAACGAGACAGAAAAGAAUAUACGCUGCUUGAAAAUGCUGCUGCAGCAUGGAGCCGAUCCCAACAUAAGGUCUUCUGAAGGUCUGACUCCUCUUCAUGUUGCUGCUCUUUGGGGAUGUUAUCAAAAUCUCAAGGUGCUGUUGAUGAAUGGAGGGAACCCAAACGUAAAAGAUGAUGAAGGGAACACACCAGCGAAGCUAGCAGAGCAACACGACAACAAGAAAUGUGCCUCUCUUCUUCAAGAAUACCAGUUCAGCUCAGCUGAGGCAGACGACCACUUUCCUCGGUUUCAGUACUGUAAGAAAUCUGUGUACUCAGACCAGGCUGACACGUCCAGCUACCCUGAAUCAGACUACAGCUUCAGUUCCCGCUCUUCCAUGAUAAGUGAUUUUGGUGAAGGCCUGUUCAGCAGCACAAGGUUUUCCUCCGCAUUGAACUCGUCUAACAUAGACAGAAGACCAAGUUGCUUUGGAGUAUCAUUUAAUGGACCUUCUGUUCUGUCAAGCACUCGCAUUUCUGCAGCAGGCCCUGCAGGUGACGUGGCAGCUCCAAAAGAGGAUGCUUUCUGUUUAAUUGAUGCAUCGAUGACCAAAGAUGACGAAAAGGCAGCUUGUAUUAAUGGUGUGGCGUCUCCUUCCAGCAGCAAUGCUCCUCAUGAGUAUUUUUCCAAACGAGCGAGUCGAAAGAGUGUUUGCUUCAGAAAUGUAGAUGAAUAUUUUCCUGUAUUUAGCCCAGAAACCCCUAAGCAAGGCAUUGCCACUGAAAUCGACGAGUCCACGGACACUUUACCCUUUGACAUGUCUGAAUACACAGACUUCCUAAAUUCGGAUCGCUUAGCCACGGUUUUACCAGAGCAGGGGAUCGACGUCACAUCACCGGACCAUGUGUUUGUCUUCAGUAGAACUAGCAGUGAUAAAACUCCUGAGGACUUGGAGAAAACGGUAAUAAGCCACUGUGAUCUCAAACUGAAUGAUGAUGAACCAGAGGGGCAGGAUAACACAGAACAUCAGGAGAGUCCUUCUAAACGAAAAGAGCAGACGCAUGCAGGCAGCAGCAGCGGGACUAGUAGCAGUCAGUACAGUAGCUGUGAGAGUGACCAUUACACCAGCUGUCUGGAUGCUCCUUUACACCCAAAACAUCCUGUAUUCCCUCCUGUGGAGGUGACUGAAUCCCACAAAACAACUGAACACAAUUUCCCUGACUCUAAUAAUGAACUUGAAAAGGGAGACAGAGAUAUUCUUGGUGUUCAAACAGAACACAAGAUGGACUCAAACCCUGAAGCUGAAGACCCUUUGUCAGGUUUGAUUGAUAAACUGACAUUGUCUGUUGAUAAAUGUACAGAAAAGGAAGCUUCUAGUGGUUCUUUAAGCACUGUGAGAAAACCAGACGUGGUUAUGCAAGAUGGUGAGGCAUCUCAAGAAAACAGCGGACUUGGUUUCACUCCGAGUCCUUUUGUCACUGGAAGAACACGUUCUAGAUUGAGCCGCUGUUCAAUGAGAACAAGCAGAACCCCUGAGAGCCUCUUAAUAACCUCUGCUUUAUUUGAGGAAACGCUACCCACACCAGUUCGGAUGUUCCGCAACACUCCCAGGUCUCAGGGUAGCGGACACCGUUUCAACUCCAAAACACCUACUUAUACGUCAGACUCUUCAGAGACAGGCGGCGGAGGAGAUUCUCUAGCCGAGGAGAGCCAGGACUCUCAAUCAAGUACAUUUAGAGAUCCAAGCAUCAGUAACAGCCAAGCUGAUACUCUUAUUCUACAUAAGAGCACUGCUGAGGGAUCACAGUCUUUAGAAGACACGGUGGUAUUAGAUGUCAAGAACAACUCCGACGAUGAGUACGAAAGAAAUUUUGCUGAGAUUGUUACGGCCAUAAGAGAACAGAACAGGGAUUGUUCUAAAGAUGGGAAACUUCUAAAUGAUGAUCUGAGUAGUUUGCCAAAGUCCAAAGUAGAGGAUCUGAAAGAGGAAGAUUAUUUAAAUAAUGAUGAUGUUUGGGUGACUGAAGACCACAGCUCACAGUCCGGCUCCACAUCCUCUUCAUCCACCUCUAGCUUAUUUUCUCCAAGGAGAUCUGCAGAGGACUCUGAACGUCUGCGUACUCCAGGUACAGGAUACACCCCGAGGUACAGCAUGAGCCGGCUAUCAACCAUCCAUCGACCGCAGCAAACAAAGGAACUGUCUUUUCACCUCCCGAUGGGCGUCCACGACCUGGAUGAACCGGUGGAGUAUCUCUACACUGAUACAGAGCAGGGCCACAAGCUCAUUGAGACGCACGUCCCGCCUACGUCAGACACCUCGCUCAGCACCAGCACAAGUACCAGCGCCUGUGAUGACACAGUUCUGUACGACUGGCAAUCCUUGCAAACUGAAAUGAAGAGUAACAAAUGGAAAGAGAACCAGUCACCUGAGAUGCUGGAACAGGGAGAGGAACAGAAUAAAUCUGAGAGCAGCCCGUUGACAGGAACUAGAGGAAUGACUGACAGGGAGCUGAGGCUGAAGUUGGUGGAACUGGGAGAGAGCCCGGGUCCCAUCAGCAGCCGCACCAGGCCAACAUAUAUGAGGAGGCUCUGCCGUCUGUUGCAGGAGGCAAACUGCAACACACAGGGUCACAAGACGCAGCCAGAAAAACCUCAGAAAGAUUUAGGUUAUAGUCCAGAACUCUGUCGGGUCCUGAGGACUUUCCAGCUGCCCAACUGCCAUGCUGAUGAGCAGACUUUGUGCGAGCAGUUUGACCAGCCAGAUCAAAACAGGAAGUGGAGGGAGGGAGUAAUCAAGUCUAGCUUUAACUACCUGCUGCUUGAUCCCAGGGUGACAAAGAACCUCCCGUUCCGCAGCCACGCUAUGACUCCUCAGGAGUGCUUUCAGACGUUUAUUCACGCCAUAUUUUAUGUGGGCAAAGGAAAACGCUCCCGCCCCUACAGUCACCUUUAUGAGGCUUUAGAGUACUACAGAGGGGAGAAGAGUGCCAAGAAACUCUGUCCAAAAGUGAAGCACAUCCUGCAGGUAUGGACGGCCGGACAGGGAGUCAUCUCACUGCACUGUUUCCAGAAUGUCAUUCCGGUGGAAGCGUACACCAGAGAGGCCUGCAUGGUGGAGGCAAUCGGGCUGAAAAUGCUGACCAAUCAGAAGCGAGGGGAUUUCUAUGGGCUGGUGUCAAACUGGGACUUUAGGAGGAAACGGGAGCUUGGGAUCCAUCUGCUGUACCGAGCCAUGCAGAUCUUCCUGGCUGAGGGUGAGAGACAGCUUAGACCAGCAGACAUUAGGCAGUAGAGACCCCCCACUAGAGAGACCAGGUGGGGUGGGGAAGACCUGUCACUGGAAAAUGCCAACACUGACGAGAUGAAAUACCACUAUGUAUAAAGGGAGUUUGACUGUUAGCUGCUUUUAAGCUCUUAUUGAGCAAAUUCAUCAGGGAAUGAAACUUUCCUAAACAAAUAAAAACAACCAUUUGAAUGCAUAUCUGAACGUGAACAUGCAACCUUAUGUGCAGAAUGCAAAAAAAGUUUUGUGUUUUAGGAUUCUGCUCUUAAGACAAAUUAAAUUCCUGCAUUAAAACUUGUAUAAUCCGUGUAACUGAAUUGAUCACUUCUAUCCCAUUGAACUGAAUAUGUACCUGGUCUGCUAUAUUUUUUGUCAUCAGACACGUUGGUGUCACUUUGUGUUUUGUUUUUCUAAAACAUUUUAUUUUUAUUAAUGUAAUUGUUACCUAUUAUACAUAUAUAGAUUUGCUGGAGGAAAAAAAAAGAAAAUAGUGUGUAGUGAUAGUAGUGAGCAAAUGUAUUUUCUUAAAGGAUUGGAUGUAAAAACAGAAUAUUUUAACAUGGAAGUAGAUAAUGACAUAUUUUAGUUUUCAGCAGAACUAGUUUAAACCUUGUUCCUGUGUCACGCCUCUUUAGUUUGCAUGCUGGGUCUCAGGGGUUACAGCUGUUACUUGGUGUCAUGAUCUCCAUAAUUUUACCAUCUCAUUUACUACACUUCAGUGACCCGAGCAGCAAGCAUCCGCAGAAUUUAUUAUCUCCGCAGGGAUUGACGAUUGAUGAGCUCUCCGAAUGUGUUUCUUCACAAAAAACCCAUUAGCAGACAAAUGCAAACUUUGUGUUUCAGGAUUUUUUUUUCUUUACAGCCUGGUAAAAACUAUACUAAACAUUGUCACUUUAGUUAAACAUCUGAAACCAGUUAAGAUUCCGUUUCUUAAAGGGUUCAGUCAAAUAAUCCAUUAAUCUUAAAUGUCACUGUUAAGCUCCCACUAUCAUUAAUGAUUGUGUGCAUUACUGCUGAUGAUUUUUUUCUAACAUGUAUUAGAAAUUGAUGUUUGUACAGCAAUUCUUUCUU
Molecule: messenger RNA, 4713 nt
Organism: Cyprinodon variegatus (sheepshead minnow)
Lineage: Eukaryota; Metazoa; Chordata; Actinopteri; Cyprinodontiformes; Cyprinodontidae
Gene: ankle1
Product: ankyrin repeat and LEM domain containing 1
Exons: 9
Coding region: 232-3651 (1139 amino acids)
Molecular function (GO): endonuclease activity; protein binding
Source: RefSeq, a predicted model, not a curated record